This is a messenger RNA of Colletotrichum paranaense, 276 nucleotides long. RefSeq lists its product as uncharacterized. The record is from RefSeq and is a predicted model, not a curated record. The transcript has a single exon. The coding region runs from base 1 to 276 and encodes 91 amino acids. NCBI's taxonomy places the organism in Eukaryota, Fungi, Ascomycota, Sordariomycetes, Glomerellales, Glomerellaceae.
AUGGCAAGCGACUCGAGCGUAAACGCCCUGGUAGGCAUCCUUACCUUCUACAUGGUCGUUGCAUUCCUAUUCUUCUGCUUCCUCCUGUACAUGCGCUUCGUCAAGCGGCGCGUCCUCGUGCCCGUCGAUCUGGGACCGCGCAGAGGACGGAGUACCACUGCCGUACGGGGCAGCGUUGGCGGUGAUUCUGCGGCGGGGACGGGGGAGGAUAACAGAGAUGUUGGGAACGAGUUGGGCCGGUCUGGUGGUGCGACGACUGAGGGACCGACGGGGUGA